AUGAUUGACUUCGGUGGAUCAUUUGCAAGUUACGAUAUUCUUGAUCAAGAAAAAUGGAAUAGGAUAGUAGGGGAUAAAAAACCGAACUCGGCACCUGGCGUGGAUAGAAUUACCUACGGAAUGCUGAAGCAGCUGCAACCCGGUGUUGUGCAGCAACUAUUGAAGGAUUUUAACGGACAAUGGCGUAGGAGUUUCCCUGGAGAUUCGCUGAAAACGAUAAAGGUGGUCGCAAUACCUAAAGCCGGGAAGGAUCAAAGUAAACUGGAAGAAAAUAAUUUUCAUACAAAUAAGGAAAAACUUGUAAGAGUCGUCAGUGAAGGUCUUCCACAAGGGGAUGUUCUAUCCCCCACUCUCUUCAACGUAUAUACUGCUCCUUUGCAUGAAAUCCAGAUCGAUGACGUAGAGCUGGUGCAAUAUGCCGACGACUUCGGCAUCAUAGUCACAGCGAAAACAGUAGAAAGGCUGCGAAUAAUCGGACAAGACUACCUGGACCAUUUCGUAGAAUCAGCAGCGAAGCUCAACUUGUCAAUAAACCCAGCAAAAACUAAAUCCAUUCUAUUUCAAGCCAGUAAUAAAACACUGGACUAUAAGAUAGAUGGAACAAACAUAGAAACUGUUAGGUCACAUGACUAUCUGGGCAUGGCACUAGAUAGAUCUUUAAACUUUGGGAGACACACUAAGGAAUUAAAAGGAAAGGUCAAUGAGAGGCUCAACAUGAUCAAAGUCAUCAGCGGAGUAAAGACUGGAGGGCACCCGGAGACAAUGCUGAACGUACACAAAGCGCUUGUUCGAGGAACGCUGGAAUACGGCUCUACGGUGUACAGCAAUGCUGCAAAAACAAACCUAAAUAAGCUAGCUGUUAUCAACAAUCAGAGUCUACGAAAAGCCACAGGAUGUACCAAAAGUACUCCCUUAAAUACUCUGUUAGCAAUAUCUGGCUUAGAAUCCAUGCCAAUAAGACAGGAAUAUAUAACAGGAAAAGAGAUCGCACGUAACAUCGCACAAAGAACGGCGGUGGGAGAACAGCUAAUCGGAACAACCAUAGAUAACAGAUCGGACACGAAAAAGAUAAGUUACAUGGAAACAGUUUUUCUUAACCACUUUGAAGUAUUCGAUGCUAUAAUGACAAUCAGGAAGAACUGCGUGAAGUACCCGGAUAUAAUAAUCCGACCGACAUUGGAUGGACUGGUCAAAUCCAAAGGAAACACGAACCCAAAACACCUAAAACAACUAGUUCUGUUUGCAUUUAACGGCACCUACAAAGGACGCAGAAGAGUCUUCACGGACGCCUCGAAGACAGGGCAUUUAUGUGGAGUUGGAGUUUUUAUUGAAGGAUCAAAUAAAAGAGUCUCCGUUCGACUUGCUAAUGAAAUUAGCAUCACAGGAGCAGAGCUUGCGACAAUUAAAAUAGCUAUGGAAAUUAUUUCUAAAGAACAAUUGACGGGUUCUGUAAUAUACACGGACUCGCGAUCGGCUUGCGAACUUCUGGAAGCAGCGAGAGACCAACAGGAACGAGAAGAAUUAUUAGAUGAAGUGUUAACAAUGGCAGCAGAGUGGGGAGUUUCGAUGCAGUGGAUACCGAGCCACAUAGGAGUGAAUGGUAACGAUAUCGCAGAUCAACUGGCAAAGGAAGUGUUUAAUCCACAACAGGAGGGUGAGCUGGUUCGGCACAUACUCAACAUGUAA
Messenger RNA from Armigeres subalbatus, 1686 nucleotides. RefSeq lists its product as uncharacterized. Lineage: Eukaryota; Metazoa; Arthropoda; Insecta; Diptera; Culicidae. The transcript is spliced from 3 exons. The record is from RefSeq and is a predicted model, not a curated record. The coding region runs from base 1 to 1686 and encodes 561 amino acids. Gene Ontology annotation, molecular function: nucleic acid binding; RNA-DNA hybrid ribonuclease activity.